Molecule: messenger RNA, 1145 nt
Organism: Bactrocera tryoni
Lineage: Eukaryota; Metazoa; Arthropoda; Insecta; Diptera; Tephritidae
Product: histone H3-like centromeric protein CSE4
Exons: 3
Coding region: 66-1103 (345 amino acids)
Cellular component (GO): nucleosome
Molecular function (GO): DNA binding; structural constituent of chromatin; protein heterodimerization activity
Source: RefSeq, a predicted model, not a curated record
GUAAAAUAUAUUAGUGCAGUGACUUUUCAGUUAAGGUGAAAAUUAAAUAAGUGCAGUGAAAAAAAAUGGCUCGUACAAAACAAACAGCCCGUAAAUCGACUGGUGGUAAAGCACCACGCAAGCAAUUAGCAACCAAAGCAGCUCGUAAAAGUGCUCCGGCAACUGGUGGUGUAAAGAAACCUCAUCGUUAUCGCCCCGGUACAGUGGCAUUACGUGAAAUUCGUCGUUACCAAAAAAGUACUGAAUUAUUAAUCCGAAAAUUACCAUUCCAACGUUUGGUUCGAGAAAUUGCUCAAGAUUUCAAAACAGAUUUACGUUUCCAAAGUUCUGCUGUUAUGGCUCUACAGGAAGCAAGUGAAGCAUAUUUGGUUGGUCUGUUUGAGGAUACAAAUUUGUGCGCCAUUCAUGCAAAGCGUGUCACAAUUAUGCCAAAAGAUAUUCAAUUGGCCAGACGUAUUCGUGGAGAACGUGCUUCCAUGAGUAUCAUGAACAGUUUUGUAAAUGAUAUUUUUGAGCGUAUCGCCGCCGAAGCAUCACGUUUAGCUCAUUACAAUAAACGUUCAACUAUCACUAGUCGCGAAAUCCAAACUGCUGUACGUUUACUUUUGCCUGGUGAAUUAGCCAAACAUGCUGUGAGCGAAGGUACCAAAGCUGUUACUAAAUACACAAGUUCCAAUGAAAAAAAAAAAAAUAUGGCUCGUACAAAACAAACAGCCCGUAAAUCGACUGGUGGUAAAGCACCACGCAAGCAAUUGGCAACCAAAGCAGCUCGUAAAAGUGCUCCGGCAACUGGUGGUGUAAAGAAACCUCAUCGUUAUCGCCCCGGUACAGUGGCAUUACGUGAAAUUCGUCGCUACCAAAAAAGUACUGAAUUAUUAAUCCGUAAAUUGCCAUUCCAACGUUUGGUUCGAGAAAUUGCUCAAGAUUUCAAAACAGAUUUACGUUUCCAAAGUUCUGCUGUUAUGGCUCUACAGGAAGCAAGUGAAGCAUAUUUGGUUGGUCUGUUUGAGGAUACAAAUUUGUGCGCCAUUCAUGCAAAGCGUGUCACAAUUAUGCCAAAAGAUAUUCAAUUGGCCAGACGUAUUCGUGGAGAACGUGCUUAAUUGAUUUGAAGAAGAUAAAUAUCCAAACGGUCCUUUUCAGGA